Molecule: messenger RNA, 6341 nt
Organism: Mytilus californianus (California mussel)
Lineage: Eukaryota; Metazoa; Mollusca; Bivalvia; Mytilida; Mytilidae
Product: interaptin-like
Exons: 10
Coding region: 557-6301 (1914 amino acids)
Source: RefSeq, a predicted model, not a curated record
CAUUUAGUUUGACAAGUGCAAAACGUCAACAUGGAAACAGUCGUCUGCGCGAAAAGCAUUGAUUUGGAUAAGCAGAUACUGUGUUGAAACGGAUAGCUAUUGACGUUUAGCACAUUGAGGGAAACUUAUUUAUGUAUUACAUAAAGAGAUCAAAAGUUGGAAUGCAGAUUUUAUGUUUUGGAUUAAUUGGUAAUCGGAUUUAUAAAGGUAUAGAAAGAAUAACCAGUGAUUGAUUUGAGAUCAAUAAUAAAACAGUUUCAAGGCAUAUUACUUGUAAUGCUAAGGGAAAUACCGAAUGAUCUGGAUUUUUAUCAGUAAUAUUCCUCGUCGGGAUAUUGGAUGUCUCAUAAGUGGUAAGCCUUUUCGUCAUAUUUUAUACUGAAUAAAUGGAGGAUCAAUAAAUGUGUUCGAUGAUAACCCUUGCGAGAGAAAAAUGUUCACCCAAUUGGAAAUCUCUUUGGGCAUAACAUUGAUGCCAUAAGCAAUCAAAAUGAAAAACGUUGUGCUUAUCUAUGUAGAAUAAUAGAAUACUGCCAGUAUAAUUUGCUUAUCUGCCAUGGCAUUGAAUGACGCAGAAAUUAACGAUACAAGUCCGCCCUCUCCUGAGAUGGAUAUAUCGAGACAUCUAGAUACACGUUCACAAUUUAGUCGUGAUCUGUUUAACCCAGACCAAAGCACUUAUACGCGUGUAAAUAAUUCAUCCAAUAGAGAUAGUGGUGAUAAUGACACAGAAGAGGAAUUCCAUUUAAGAUAUAAAGGUACUCGAGAUAUUGAUAAAAUAGAGCGACUUUAUAGACGUCCCAAAUCAGCUGAACCAAUUAGUUAUAAAGAUAAAAUGUAUAGAAAAAUUAAAAAUCUAAAGCACAGUAAUAUGCACAAUGACAGAAUAGAACAACAAUUUUACAAACGGCCUUCAUCAGCGAAACAUGUUCGAAAUGCUGAUUGUUCAAAUAUUAUAACUGCCGACAUUAGGUCUUCGAACAUCGAUGAAUUUGAGAAUUUAAAACAUGCCAAUGAAACAUCGCUUUCAUAUACAGAUACCUCUAAACAUAUUUUUAUUCGACCUAUGGUUACUACAGAAAAUUUCGAAACUAACGAUGACAGCUUAAUAGAUUGUAAAAAUUAUCCAGAAAAUUUCGAAGAAAAUUCUUCACAGCAAUUACAAUCUGACAACCAAUAUGACGGUUCACAUUGUUCAAAUAUUAGUACCGAAAUUAAGUCAUUGAAAACUGAUGAAUUUAAUAAUUCAAAAUAUGCUCAUGAAAAAUGGCUUUCGAACACAGAUACCUCUAAACAACUUUUUGUUCGGUCUGAAGUUAAAACAGAAAAUGUAGAGACAACCGAUGACAGCUUGAUAAAUACUAAAAAUGAUACAGAAAUACUCGAAGAAAAUGAUCUACAAAAAUCAUUAUCUGACAACCGAUAUGACAGUACAUAUUGUUCAAAUAUUAAUACCGAAAUUAGGUCCCCGAAUACUGAUGACUUUGAGAAUAUCAAACAUGAUAAUGAGACAUCGUUUUCGAACACAGAUACCACUCAACAAAUUUAUGUUCGGUCUGUGGUUACAGCAAAACAUUUAGAGAAUAUCAAUGACAGCUUAAUCAAUACUAAAAGUGAUCCAGAAAAACUCGAAGAAUACGAUCUACAAAAAUCACUAUCUGACAACCAAUAUGACAGUACACAUUGUUCAAAUAUAAACAUUACCGAUAUUAAGUCCACGAACACGGAUGACUUUGAGAAUUUAAAACAAGCUAAUGAAACAUCGUUUUCGAACACAGAUAAUCCUCAACAAAUUUAUGUUCGGUCAGUGGAUACAGCAAAAAAGUUAGAUACUGAGGAUGGCCAUUUAGUAAGUAGUGAAAAUCUUCCAGAAAAAAUCGUAGAAAAUUCUCCACAGCAAUUACCAUCUCACAUCCAAUAUGACAGUACACAUUGUUCAAAUAUAAAGAAAACCGACAGUUGGUCCUUGGAAACGGAUUCCUUUGAGAAUUUAAAUCAUGAAGCCUCGAUUUUGACCGCAGAUAUCUCUAAAACAAUUUAUGUUCAAUCUGUGAAUACUUCACAAAAUUUAGAGACUUGCGAUUGCAGCUUAGUAAAUAGUAAAAGUAACACAGAGAUAAUCGAAGAAAAUUCUACGCAGCAUUUACAAUCUGACAACCAAAAUGACAGUACACAGCCUGACCAGACUGAACACCAAACAUCUCAAAAUCAAGUAAAACCAUCCACAUACUGUAAUGAUCAUUUAUGUGAUGGAAACAUGGAUGAAAAUGAUCUUCAAAGUACUGAUAACAAUAUAAAUCUGGAAUAUCAUAAUAUGUCACAAUCUUCAUCACAACAGGAUUUACGAUAUGUUCCUUUCGAUUCCGAACAAGAUGAAAAGAACUUUAGAGAACGAGUUUAUGUUCACAAUGUUGUUUCCCAUGAACAAACACACACAAGUCCCCGAGGAUUAACUAGUAAUGAAAAACCGAAAGACGAAAAAGAGGAGCCAAGCAUAAAAGGCAAAUUUCAUACCAAAUCUACUGGGACAUUUUGGCAACUUUCUGACAAGACUUCGUAUAGCAGCAAUUUGGACAGUCUGGAUAGACAACAUCAAGACAGUGAAUCUGAAAAUCAAAUCGAAACACUCGACAGUGAAUUAAAUGAACAGACCAUGAAUGCCACAAAACCUAAACAAGAACGAAAAGGUAGAAGUCGACUUCGGAAUAUUAUUAUUAGAAAACGGAACUGCGUUAGUCCAUCACCCGCAAAACAUGAUGAACUCUCGAGGCGAAGUCGAAGCUGUCCUGCAUUUUACAAAACGUUUAAUGCUAAUAAUUCUGUUUGUUCUAGUUCUGUCUGUUGUAUCAAUAGUGUUCACCCUAUAGAAGAAAGUAAACACUCACCACACUUUGAUAGUCUUAAUGAGUUGAACAAACAAAAUUCCACUCUUCUGAAUUAUCCUGAUUGUUUGACCUCAGUUUGUUGCAAAGCCAGCAUCCACCCGGUACAAGAGAAUAGAAGAAGUUUACGAAAAUUUGAUAGUCUUGAUAAACUGGAUAGUCAAUCAAGUUUCUGUGAUGAUUCUAAUUGUAAAAGUUUAAUUUGCUGCAAGAACAGUGUUGGUCCAAUUAGAGAGAUCGGAAGUAUACCGCUAUCUGACACUCAUAAUCAUUUGGAAUCAGAUUCCAGUUGUUGGGAUAACUCUAUCUGUACAAGUUCAGUUUGCUGCAAAAACAGUGUUGUGCCAAUUGUCAUGGAAGCAGAGGUCAACGAAGUUGAAAAUAAAUCCGAUGAGUGUUCAUCUCUUGAUGACAAUACCAAAUCAAUUUCUACUUUACCAACUUCAGAAACUGAGGAAGCCAACGGAAAUAAUCUACCCAAUGUUCCUGAUACCACAAACUUUGGGCAAACAGACAAUGAUCAAACGUGUUCCGGAAAUUUUGCAAUGACAGACAAGCAGGACAUCAACAAUUCACACAGUUCAAAAGAAAAGUGUAAAGAAAAAUCUACUUGUACAAUAACUGAUAGUACUGAAAAAGUAGACAAAUCCGACAAUAAUAGAAUUGAUAAUUACGACUAUAAAAGAACAGAACUAAAAGCAAAUGCUGAAAUAGCUCAUUAUCCUAAUGAUUAUACAAUGGAAUCGUCUCAAAAACAAGAAAACUUUGUCGGCAAAAAUCUGUGCAAACAUAAAGCUGUUGGCUCAGAUAAAUCCGAAACAAAUGAUUCCAGCUUCCUCUGUUCCCCAGGCACACAGAAUACCGAAAAUGACCAUGGAAUUAUCCAGUUAGCUAACGAACCCCAACAAAUCUUAUUCAGUUCUGCAUCUAGUGAUAAUAGUAUACGAGACAGAAACAGUAAUUCUCAAAAUUUGAACUGUCGUAAUUCCAUUUUAUCACAAGAGCAAAAUAUUUCUUUGGAUGCAUUAAAUUUUACCAACCAAAAUAAGAUUGCAAAGGAUAAAGAAACAAGGUCAAGAAUAAAAAUUGAAGCUAGCAAAUCUUUAAACCUACAGACGACUGUGGAAAAUCCUGAUAUUGUGGACAGACAUUAUAAACGCUCGUCAAAUACAAUCGACUUUGAAACUAUAUCUGAAGUGGGACGUAGCGAAGAUAUAGAUUCAAAAGAAGUUAUAAAACUGGGGAAAAAAUGUCGGAGUAUUUCAUCAGCCAAUCAAGAGCGACGUCGACUGGGUACCCCUUUGACGCUUAUUCUAUAUGUAAAGAAAAAGUGCCAGUCCAAGAUAAGAAAGAUUAUGACUUCCAAAAACAACGCUGCAGUUUCUAAGAAAUCAGAAUCGCAGACACAGGAAAGUGAUAACAAUUCCCACAUAAACAUCCCUACAGAAGAAACGCGGACCUCGAAGAAAGCUUUUGGUGUCCGGGAAUGUGAUAAAAAUGGAAAUAAUAUCAAAGGCAAUGUUGUGAACAAAAAUUGUGAAACUGAAACAAAGGAAAAUAUUGUAAUAGAUAUCGAAACCCCUCAACAGAACGGCACAAGAAGAAGACAAUUAACUGAAGAAGAGAUGGUCCGUUUGGAAAGUUUUUCAAGGCUUGAUCCAUCGACGCUGCGUGUGAUUGGAUGGUCAUCCGGUGCGGCAGAUUCCAUGACAAAUACUCCAGACUUAGCAGAAACACAAGACGAUGAAAAUAUGUGCAAACUUACAAAGGUGGAAUUUAGGAGACUGCAGGACCAAGUCCGAGAUGUUAGUUUCAACCUGCGAAAUCGAUUUCGGACGUCUGCAUAUCAGCAAGAACAGCGGUACAAGGAAAUACAAGUUAAUCUUGUGCCUGGAAAGAAAUUAUACCAACAACCUAAUCCAACGCCAUUGGAAAAUGCAACACAAUUAUACAGAAGUCAGCUAGCUGCUAGUUUACGUGCUUUCAAACCGAAAGAGUGGCCACCUUUGAAUUCACAGGAGUUAGAAACGUCGUACCUUAGGUGCAAACCAAUUAACUGCCAAAACGACAGAUUGAUUAAACUAUUAGACUCUUUGCCGUUAUUAGUACAUUUUCAUUCUUCUCCGCCGACCAGAUGUUCUGCAAGAUCAAGACCAAAAUCUGUUCCGCCAUCUGCGUUUAGAAAUAGAUCACAGCCUAAACGAUCGGAUACCCCUACUGAUGUCAGACCUGGGAAUUUUGAUUCCUUAAACCCACGAGUUUUAUCGCAUUUACUUAAUGAUACGUUGACUACGUCUUCUUAUGGAGAAAUUGCAGCAAGUAUAAAUCAGAAUGGUGAUGAAAUUUCAUCGAAAACUAAGGACACUAAAGAUGACGACGUAAGUACAAGUGGGAUUGAAAGCAACCCGACAGACGACACGAGCAGCAGUGAUGACGAAGACGAUAGUGAUUUUGAACCGGAAGUAGAUGAAAAUCGAUUAGCACCGGAACUGUAUCUUAGACCGGAGAAACUGGAUUCAUUAUUAUUGCCAGAUUCUGCAAAGGGCUGGAGAAAAUUCGAUUUUGAUGCAGACAAUGUAAAUAUUCCAUUUUAUGGAUUUUCCAAUCCGUUACCCGAUUCGUUUCGUGACUUAGACUUGCGACAGAUAGCUCGUUUAAAAUGGAAUUGGCGAGAUCAAACUCGACAUAGGUCACGCGAGAAAGGAGUUGAUGACAUUCUUGACAGAAUGGUGGAGCUAGAACGUCUUCAGAUGGAAACUGAAGACUGGGAACAAAAACGGUCUGCACAAAUCAAUAAAAGAUAUUCCAAGAGGGCAAUGAGUGCAAAAGUUCCUCGUGAUAAACGAUGUUGCGGUAAAUGUUUACAACCUGCAUGUACUGGUGAUUGUCCAGAAAAGUUCGUGCAAUCUGAAAUAUGUGAGCUUUGUCGGCAGCCUUUUUGUGUGAAAACUUGUGCGGACACAAAAUAUGAACAACGCAUGCGACAAUCCCGAAUGGACGAAAAACUUCCUGUGCCUAAGACCCCAACUCCAAAAUAUUGUAAAAGUUGUCAGACAAAACACAACGCUAAAAUGGUAAAUGCAAAUAACAUUGUUUUAGGCAGACCUAAAUCAUGUAAUAGUACGUAUAGUCGUGGUCAAGCUAGUAACAAACCAAAAGACUAUCGACCUCGUUCUGACACCCCGGUAUCUAUAGACAUGUUUCAGGAAUUCGAUAAACUUGGAAUUGAUGCGCAACAACCAGUUCGCCCAACAACAGCGAAAGUGCAACGACCGAGGAGCAGAAACUCUUCGUUUCCUAGCAAAUCUUUUUACUCUCAAAGAAGAGACUCGUUGACUGAAGCUGACAAACAUAGAUUCAAAAAGAAAUCGCAGAAAAAUAGUAAAGUGUUGGUUCGACGACCAAAAACAGCAGUGUAGUUACUGAUAUAGUUGAAAAUAAUAUGUGUUUAAACUGUUA